Messenger RNA from Pelagomonas calceolata, 1312 nucleotides. The record is from the annotation of a GenBank genome assembly. NCBI's taxonomy places the organism in Eukaryota, Pelagophyceae, Pelagomonadales, Pelagomonadaceae.
AUGGGUCUGCUCAAUUAUCUCGGCGGCCGCGGCAGCAGCGCCGGCGGGGAAGGCUCGUCGCGGCACGUCGAGUCGGACGUCGUGACGGUCGGCGGCGUCGCGCUCGAGGAAGAGAAGUCCUGGGAGCAACCCGAUCCGAGCGUAGACAACGUGCCGUUCACCAGCUUCGACGAAGCGCGCCCAAGCGACUCACGGCGCCGGUCGAGCGCCGCGGAUCGCGAUAAUGUGGUGGACGCGCUGGAACGCGACUUUGAUGUAACAAUUCCAGUCGAGGGCCGGCCCCUCGUGCCGAAUUCUCUUCACCAAAUCGCGACGCUGUGUGUUCCCGAGUCGGCCACCGUCGACGCGAAGCCUGCUCGAUGGCGUAGAGGGUGAUACUGUCUCCCACACAGGUUCAUUUUGACGACGAGCAAAGGAAUAGCGGGCAAGCCGAUCCGUCGCUGGUGGCAGAUUUCGCUCCUUAUCGCGCUUCUAUUACUGGUGCUUUUCCAGACGGCCUGCGCCUACGGCAUCUUCCUGGGGCUCGUUCGCGGUUCAUGCAUCGACAGCGAUGACUGCUCGCACGGCUUCUGGUGCGACCCGACGAAGUCGCCGCCCAUCGGCAAGAAGACGCGCUACUUCUCGGUCUGCAACCGGUGCGACACGAAGACGCUCAAGAACAGCGAGAAGGUGAGCGACAAUCAAUGCCUCGCUUUCUACCUCGAGGAUCCGAGCACGCUUGGUGGGAGCGCUCUGCAGACGACUCUGAACACGCUCGCUGUCGUGUUCCUGCUCGAAAUCGACGACCUCCUUUACAACGCCGUCAUCGACGCGCGGUACAAGCGGUAUGCUAGACGGCAUCGCUUCCGCCUCCGCUGGUUUGAUUACUAUCUCCUCGCACGCGGUUCGGCGUUACAGUCGCGGUGCCUUCGAGUCGGAUCAUCUCCACGCCGACGUGACGCCGUCGACGCGACGUGGUCAUUGGUCGCAUUCCACGCAGGACGCGAAGCGUUUCGUGGUGAUUGUGACGUGUAUGACCGCAAUGGUCCUACUAGUCAACAAUCACGCGAGAGAAUUCGGCCGCGACUCGAUCCUGCUAUUUGUCUGGAUCAUGGUGGCGAUCGGUUUUCUGGAUACCCUGGCCGAUCCCGAGGAGGGCCGGCGCGUGCUGACAAGCUGUGGCGUCAAGAUGACUCGACUCCGCAGCACUCUGACCGCCCUGCUGGUAUGGUUCGUACUAGUGUCUCUCGUUCGGACGCUCGCGAUCACCGUCUUCGAGGUCGUCACUGACUUCAAUGCUGAACGCGGGAACCCGGAAAACGGGAAAGUCUGA